UUCUCAACUCUUCAACGCCCCUUAUAUUUAACAACUUAACGCUUCUUCCUUCCCAUCUAUUCAAUAAAAUUUGAGAGUUGAGACAAACAAGGCAUGGCUGAUGGUAUAUUCGGUUACCCUUUGAGGCGCCUUUUAUGGAGCCCUCCGGUCUACCGUGAAUGGUCUGGAUCAAGGGCCCUCAUGGAUUGGCUCGAAUCCCCAACCGCCCACAUCUUCAAGAUCAACGUCCCUGGAUACAACAAAGAGGACAUAAAAGUGCAGAUAGAAGAUGGAAAUAUUAUGCAUAUAAAAGGAGAGGGUGUGAAGGAGGACACAGCAAAGGACACUGUUUGGCAUGUAGCCGAAAGGGGGACAGGGAAAGGGGGAUUUUCUCGGGAAAUUGAAUUGCCGGAAAAUGUGAAGGUUGAGCAGAUUAAGGCCCAAGUCGAAAAUGGUGUGCUCACAAUUGUGGUUCCAAAAGAUGCUACCCCUAAGCCUUCUAAACUGCGACAUAUUAACAUCACUAGCAAACUUUAAAACCUUGAUUAAAUAAAUGUGCUUGCUUUUCAAAGUUGUAAAAUUAAUGUGUUGUACUAUAAUUAUUAUAAAAAAAAAAGGUUGUAAUAAAACUUAUAAAUAUGUUAUAAAUAUGUUUAAGACUAAACUUGUGUGCAAUGUUGUGUGAUAAGUUGAGGAUUACUCUAUUUAACUAUUUUUAUUGUGAUUAAAAAUGAAUUUUGGCAUUAUAGCUUGGCUUGAUAUUUAAUUCCUUCUUGUACUUUAA
Durio zibethinus is the source of this 763-nucleotide messenger RNA. Its product is annotated as HSP20-like chaperones superfamily protein. Lineage: Eukaryota; Viridiplantae; Streptophyta; Magnoliopsida; Malvales; Malvaceae. The record is from RefSeq and is a predicted model, not a curated record.